Molecule: messenger RNA, 2364 nt
Organism: Aspergillus puulaauensis
Lineage: Eukaryota; Fungi; Ascomycota; Eurotiomycetes; Eurotiales; Aspergillaceae
Product: putative C6 transcription factor
Exons: 4
Coding region: 1-2364 (787 amino acids)
Biological process (GO): positive regulation of transcription by RNA polymerase II; DNA-templated transcription
Molecular function (GO): DNA-binding transcription factor activity, RNA polymerase II-specific; sequence-specific DNA binding; zinc ion binding
Source: RefSeq, a predicted model, not a curated record
AUGGAUUCAUCUGAAUUGUCUGCACCCCAGACAAGGGCUUCGUCGCCUUAUCGAGACUACAAUCCCCGAAAGCGCGGAAGGACCGCAUGCACUCGAUGCAAGACUAGGAAACAAAAAUGCGAUAAUGAAUAUCCGGUUUGCUCUAACUGCCUUAGAGCCGGCGCCGAAUGCGACAAGGCAUCAGUACGACAGGAAAAUGCCUCCCAAAGCGAGCACACACGCGUUCUAGAAGAGCGUAUUGCUUAUCUAGAGUCCCAGCUGGAGCCCGGAACCACCAGUAGCCGCACUCCCAAUUAUGCCACACAUCCUGUGGCCACUCUUCUCUCUCCAGGACCUCACAGCCAGGAGACAGGCCAGACAGGCUCUGCCGGAGGUGGAGGCCAGGGGUCUGGAAGCGGCAUUGACCACAAUGCCGUCGGAGAACUAGUUGGCCUUCUUGCUGUCAACUCUUGCGAAGCGCCAGCAUAUAUUGGCUCGAGUUCGGGGCUGUCACUCGCAGCAAACCUGGGCGAAAUGGUCCAGGCGACGGUUUGGAACCAAGUUUUGGCUUCGUCGCAUAAUCAGCCUUCUUCCAUCUCUAGUGGAUCUAGAGAGAAUGGGACUGCGUCGUCCAACUCGAGGAUCAAUGGCCUUCCUCCGCAACCAACACCAUCCAAUAGAGUCCCUGGAUUGGAUCAACCGCGAACAUUGCGAAUGGAUGAGCUCCUCGCGAAAAGCACGGAGCCGCCGAAUGAUGAAAUGGGCGGGAGGAUGCUCCAUGCAUAUUUGACUAGGCUUCACGUCCGGUAUCCGUUUAUCGACCGCAUUGAGCUGUGGCGUCUGCACGAGGACCGCUGGCGACUGGCCAAAACGAAACGCGAAGAGCUCACAAGAUCAGAGAGAUUUGGGAUUUUCAAAUUAUAUUUGAUUUAUGCAAUUAGCGCGACUAUCAUUCAAUUAAGUGAGAAGUAUGACUAUGUUCCACCAGAACGCUUUUAUAUCACGGCCCUUCAGCAAGUGCCAGCUAUGUGUGAAACCCGAUCUGUUGAGAAUGUUGAAGCCAUGGCCCUUUUGGUUGUAUAUCACCUGCGGUCUGCCUCUAGCCAAGGCGUUUGGUAUAUGAUCGGCCUGGCUAUGCGGACAGCGAUUGACCUUGGACUACAUCGCAAAGCAAACGAGAUAAACCUUGACCCAAUCACAGUACAGAUGCGACGUCGCCUUUUUUGGGCGGUAUACUACCUGGAAAGAGUGGUAUCAGUGUCUCUUGGGCGGCCGUUUAGUAUUUCGGAUAGACAUAUUGAUAUUCCGCUCCCGGUCGACGUUGACGACGAUGUCCGCGACCCAGCACUGCUCCCCCAAGCGUCUCCUCCAUCAACUUCCACUGAAGGUAAUACUAACGGAGAAGGCGCUGGUGCAAACACUAGUAACCACCGCAUCACCUCUCUAACGUUCUCCAUCUACCUGAUUACCCUACGCCGCAUCGAAUCCCGAAUCCAACACAAGAUCUACCGCGCUGACAGACCGCUUCACUUACUCCGCUCAAAGAUGGACCACCUUUUUCUCGAGCUCGAAGAAUGGAAGGCGUCUGCGCUCCAACGUUUCACAGCAUCUCAUCUUGACUACCCCAUGCUCCACUACAACCGUGCUCUCCGCCUCCUCAUCCAGCCGUUCCUCCCAUCACUCCCUGUUACGGAUCCUUACUACCAUAUUUGCCUCCGUGCUGCGGGCGACAUCUGCCAGACACAUAAGCGCCUCCAUCAAACCCUCGAAUACGGCCAUUCCUUCCUCGCCGUGCAGACCGUCUUCAUCUCCGGCAUAACCCUCCUCUACGCCCUCUGGACACAUAGCGACCAAGUCUGGUCAGUCCGAAUUAGCAAUGAUAUCCGCGCCUGCUCGACUGUUCUAUUCGUUAUGGGUGAGCGCGCCGCAUGGGUAAAGAAAUAUCGCGACGCUUUUGAACUUCUUGUCAACGCAGCCAUGGAAAAACUCCAGGGCAACGAGGCCGCCAAAACAGCAGGAAUGGCCGAGUUGAUGACUGCUCAGCAUGCUAAACUCGGACCCGACGCUGGAUACGGCGUGGGCCUCGAUACGUCCCCCAGUUAUAUCCACGGCUCCGAUUCGACGGCGACAGCGCCAGAGUAUUCGGGUACAACACAGGCCCAUACGACGGGUUUUACGCCGGAUUUGAGUUCGGGCCAGGGGAUCGGCCCAUCCCUCGACGCAGCUAGUCAGGACCAUGGCGUGCGAAUGGCGCUACAGCUUGCGCCUUGGAUUGAUCUUGAGGACGGGAAUGAGCCAUUCUGGGUUCCUGAUUUUGAGACCCUAGAGAAUUUCUCGGGGAACCUGUGGAGUUCAGGGGAUCCGUCGCUGUUUAAUCCGCUGUGA